UCCGGUUUCACUGGACUAUUACCGAACAAUUGUUCCCUCGGGACUCUGAAAAUAUCUCAUCAUUCGUUAACGUGGAUUGUUUAUAAAUUGUCGGAAUGGGGUGGUGGGGUUUUGCACCCCUGCUCCUCCUCUCGGUGGGUGGUAUCCGCGCUGAAAUUCUCACCCCACCUUAUUUUAAUUUAGCCGAGGGCAAGGAAAUCAUCGCCUCGGCUACCUGCGGUGUUGACACACCCGGAGCUGAACUCUACUGCAAACUCGUCGGGGCCAAUUCCGAUCAGCAUGAGGAUAUCAAUCUCAUUCAAGGACAGGUCUGCGACUUCUGCGAUCCAUCGGUUCCAGAGAAAAGCCAUCCACCGGAGCAUGCCGUCGAUGGAAUGGAGACCUGGUGGCAAUCCCCACCCUUAUCACGAGGAAUGAAAUACAAUGAAGUUAAUUUGACGAUUAAUUUAGGACAGGAAUUUCAUGUCGCCUAUGUCUACAUUAGAAUGGGGAAUUCUCCUCGUCCAGGGCUGUGGGUCCUGGAGAAAUCCAAGGACUACGGAAAAACCUGGCAGCCCUGGCAGUAUUUUUCGGAUUCCGAAGCCGACUGUAUCACUUACUUCGGCGUUGACAGUCAUACCCCGAUAACUCGAGACGAUUCCGUCAUCUGCACGACGGAGUACUCGAAAAUCGUCCCCUUGGAGGGCGGGGAGAUUCCGAUUUCGAUUCUGAAUAAUCGGCCAUCGGCAUCUCAUUACUUCAACUCGACACUUCUGCAGGAAUGGACCAGAGCGACGAACGUGAGAUUUCGAUUCCUCAGGACAAAAAAUCUCCUGGGGCAUUUGAUGUCAGUGGCGAGACAAGAUCCCACUGUUACGAGAAGAUAUUUUUAUUCUAUCAAAGACAUCAGCAUCGGUGGAAGGUGCAUGUGCAAUGGACAUGCGGACACUUGCGACAUUCGAGAUCCUAAUCAGGCGAAUAAGCUAGAAUGUAUUUGCCAGCACAACACGUACGGUCCACAAUGCGCGUCAUGUCUUCCUGGAUUCCAGCAGAAAAAGUGGCGGCAGUCCACUGCAUCCCAUAAAUUCGUGUGCGAACCUUGCAAUUGCUUCGGACACUCCAACGAUUGCAUUUACAAUAGAACGAUUGAUGAAUUGCGUUUGUCUCUGGACAUUCACGGGCUCUACGAAGGAGGUGGUGUAUGUCAGAAUUGUCAGGACAACACUGAGGGCAUUAAUUGUAAUAAAUGCAAACCGAAGUUCUACAGACCACGGGGAAAGCCCCUGAAUGCAACCGAUGUUUGUCAACCGUGUGACUGUAACCAAUUCUACUCGACUGGUAACUGCGCGGAGUCCUCCGGGAAGUGUGAAUGUCGAAAGGAAUUCACAUCCCCCGACUGUGACUCCUGCGCAUACGGUUACUUCGGUUACCCUGACUGCCGUCCCUGCGACUGUCAUCUGGGUGGCACAGAGGGCUACCACUGCGAAGCAAUCGACGGCUACUGCCCUUGCAAGGCCAAUUACGCGGGUCACUACUGCAACUUGUGCGCCGAGGGCUACUAUAACUUCCCCGACUGCCUUCCCUGCCAGUGUAACCCCGUGGGCUCCUCCAACGACGUCUGCAAUGUUCUCACCGGUAACUGCACUUGCAAAAAUAAUUUUCAGGGUCGCACCUGCGACACCUGCGAGCACGGCUACUUCAACUAUCCGCAGUGCAGCUUCUGCAACUGUGAUACACGUGGCACGGAGGUGGGCAUCUGCAGCAAGGAUGACGGCAAGUGCCUGUGCAAAGAGGGCUACGGUGGUGCACGAUGUGAUCAGUGCAUAAUCGGAUACUAUGGCUAUCCCAACUGUCGGCCCUGCAACUGCAGCACCGUCGGCUCAUCAUCCGUUAGUUGCGAUGCGUCUGGCAAGUGCUCCUGCCUUGGAAAUUUCGCGGGUAGGACCUGCAACCAGUGCAGCCCAGGCUACUUCAACUAUCCGGAGUGUGUCAGUUGCGACUGCGAUUCCCACGGCUCCAUCGGCAUCUCCUGCGACAACGACGGCAAGUGCCAGUGUCAAGAGAAUUUCGACGGAGAUCAGUGCAAUACCUGCAAGGAGGGAUUCUACAAUUUCCCCAGAUGCGAGGGCUGCAACUGCGACCCGGCAGGUGUUGUGAAAUCCUUCAUGGGCUGUGGCUCAUUGCCAGCGGGUGAGCUCUGCCAGUGCAAGACCCAGGUGCAGGGUAGAAUCUGCAAUCAGUGCAAGCCGAUGUUCUGGAAUCUCCAGCAGAGCAAUCCUGACGGCUGUGAGGAUUGUAACUGCAACAUCCCUGGGGUUAUCGGUGGCAUCGGGGAGUGCGAUCCCAGAACCGGUCAGUGUAUCUGCAAACCUGGAGUGACAAAUCGUGCCUGUUCUCAGUGUGUCGACGGUACGUACGAUCUUCAGGGGUCAAAUCUCUUCGGAUGCUCGGUGUGCAACUGCGAUAUCGGUGGAUCAAUCAGUUCCAUCUGCGACAAGCAAUCCGGCCAGUGUGCGUGUCAGCCCCGUGUCACUGGUCUCACCUGUAAGGAACCCCUGCAGGCCCACUACUUCCCGACGCUCCACCAGUUCCAGUACGAGGUCGAGGACGGAAGAACACCGAGUAACAACGCUGUUCGCUAUGGCUACGCCGAGGACAGCUUCCCCGGGUACAGCUGGAAGGGCUACGCUGUGUUCUCAGACCUCCAGGACGAGAUUAUCCACCGCGUCUACAUCCAGAAGUCGUCACUCUACAGAAUGGUCUUGAGAUUUGUCAACAAGAACAAUGAACCUGUUCUCGGGGAUAUCACCAUCACUCCGGACAGUCCCUCAGAGGUUGAACAGAAGUUCAAGGUGCAGUUCAAGUCAGCUGACUAUCCCGAGUUCGUGACCGUGGCUGGAGUCCAUGGGAAUCACCCUGAAGCAAUGGUGAUGAACCCUGGGUACUGGUCAAUCAGCAUCAAGACGGGAAAGAACCUCUUCCUCGAUUACUUCGUUCUUCUGCCAGCUGAAUACUAUGAGGCCACUCGUUUAACUCAAGACGUAGACGUUCCAUGUGAGAUUGGACAGAUGGGACUGUGCAGACACUACGGCUAUCCCUCUGUUGCGCAAUUUGACUCGGUGCGCGGGUCCGGUGGCUUUGUGAAUGAUCAUGGAGUGAGAUUGGCGCUAAAUGAGUACUUCGACGACGUAGAUGUACUCGAGGAGAUGAGGCAGGAUGAGAUACCGAUGAUCAGCAAUCAUCAGCAGACAAUUCACUUCGAACUUCGUGUGACCAAACCAGGUGCUCACGUUCUUCUGGUGACGUAUGUCACUUACAGGGACGAGAUGUCCACAUCAGUCGUGAAUAUCGAGGCGAAUACAGUGGGAAAGGGCAAGGUUACUCUUCAUCCCUGCAGGUACACAAGUAUCUGUCGUCAAGUGGUGACAGAUCGUCUGGGGAAAGUCGCUGCCUACAGUUUUCCAACGAAUUUCGUUAGUAUCGUACUGACAGGUGAAACAGACUCUAAUGUCGCUAUUGAAUCGGUCGUGGCUAUUCCAUACGAUCACUGGUCCCUGGACUACGUCAAACCGAAAUCUGUCUGCGUACGAACCAAUGGAAAAUGCGUGCAGGGUAUGUUCCCAGGAGCGGCUGAUGCCAAGAAAGUCGAGUUCGAAACGUCCAACGAAGCUCUGGACGUCGAUCCUCGUCCCACAGGUAUCUUCGACAGCGCUACAAAAUUGAUCUACCUCGGGAAUAGCGAUUCGGUCGUUAAUAUUGAGACGAAAGUUCCCCGCCCGGGUGACUAUGUCUUUGUCAUCCAGUAUUAUCAACCUGACCAUCCCGAGUUCGAAGUAGACGUUCUCAUUCAAAACGGAAAGUUCUAUGAGGCGAAGGCCCCCGUUCCCCACUGUCCCAGCAACAGCGGCUGCAGGAGCAUCAUUCGUCAGCAGGAUGGCAACUCGAAGUUCAAUCUCAUUGAGAACGUCGUCCUGACCUUCCAGAACCCAAAACACAACAUCUGGCUCGACUAUAUGCUGAUCAUUCCAGUUGAGCAGUACAAUGAAAAGGUUCUUAAGAAGAUCCAAUUCGAUCAAACAAAGGAGUUUUUGAAACGUUGUGGCAACAAUCACUUCUACAUAAAUACCACAGAAGAGGGCUUCUGCAGGGACUCGAUCUUCUCAUUGACUGCUGAUUACAAUAGUGGGGCCCUGAACUGCGCGUGUUCUCUCGAAGGUACAACGAGCUUCGAAUGCGAGAAAUUUGGUGGACAGUGUCCUUGCAAGCCGAACAUAAUCGGCCGUCGCUGUGAUAUCUGCAAGACCGGAUUCUACGGCUACCCGAACUGUCGGCCUUGCAACUGCCCGAGUACAGCACUCUGCGAGCCUGAGACUGGCGAGUGCAUCUGUCCAUCUAGAGUCACCGGGGAACGAUGCGAUCGCUGCGAAGAAGGGACAUACGGCUUCCACCCGAUCAUCGGCUGCGAGGAGUGCAACUGCAUGCCACAGGGUGUCCUCAACGGUAACCUGCAGUGUGAUCUCCUCAACGGCACCUGCAGCUGCAAGUAUAACGUAGUUGGACGUCAGUGCGACAGAUGCCGGCCAGGACACUCUCAGUUCCCAUACUGCGUGAAGUGCGACUGCGAUAUCAGGGGAACAACGGAAGACGUUUGCGAUCAGUCUACAGCUGAGUGUCACUGCAAAGCAAAUGUUCAAGGAUCCGCUUGCGAUGUCUGCGAAGAAGGGACUUUCAAUCUUCAACCGAACAACGAAGAGGGAUGCUCCAAGUGCUUCUGCUUCGGCAAAACAACUCGCUGUGUGUCAGCGAAUCUCUACAGGAGCUACAUCUUUGACAUGCUCAACUGGGACAUUGCCCUGGUGCAGGACAAGACCGGGGAAGUGACUACUCUGGAGUCGAGCCCCCAGGAGUACAACGACACAUCGAUCAUCAUGAAUCUGGCUCAGAACGAAACAUUCAACAACGUCAUCUACUUUUCAGCCCCUCAGAGCUACUUAGGAAAGCGUUUAACGUCUUACGGAGGAUUCUUAAACUACACGAUUCAUUACAGCACUGGGCCCUUCGGCAAAGCAGUUGCUGGUCCAGAUGUUGUGCUUCUCGGAGCUGACUCGGUGGUCUUCUACUAUGGCGACGAGCAGCCCCCGUCCUUCACGAACUUCCCAGGCUCCGUCGAGCUCAUCGAGACGAAUUUCUUCACAACGAAGAACCAACAGGUCUCUCGCGAGCAGCUGUUAGUUCUCCUGGAGAACCUCAAAGGAAUUUAUAUCAGGGCAACCUACUGGGAAGCAAGCAUCAAGGCGUCUCUAUCGGAAGUCACUCUAGAUACAACUACCGAACUCUACAGCAAAUACAGCGUUCUGGCUAAUAGCGUCGAGCAGUGCCAAUGCCCACCGAAUUAUCAAGGCCUCUCCUGCGAGGAGUGCGCCCCAGGAUACUACAGAGUGGAAUCCGGUCCAUAUGGCGGCUCCUGCGUGAAAUGUCAGUGCAACGGUCACGCUGAGACUUGCGACGUGAAGACCGGCGUCUGCCACGACUGUAAAAACGGCACCACUGGCGAUCACUGUGAACUCUGCGAGGAAGGUUAUUACGGAAAUGCAACUAUGGGAACCCCCUCGGACUGUCUCAUUUGCGCAUGUCCAUUGCCAAUUCCGUCCAAUAACUUUGCGACAAGCUGUGAGGUGAACGAAGCCGGAAAUAAAAUCAGUUGCAGCUGCUUCUCAGGGUACUAUGGUGCUCGGUGCGAGUCAUGUGCUGCCGGAUUCUACGGGGACCCGAACAUCGAGGGUGACUUCUGCAAACCCUGUCAGUGCUCUGGGAACAUCGACACGAACGAAAUCGGUUCAUGUGACUCAAUAACUGGAGAGUGUUUACAUUGUUUGAAUAAUACGUACGGUGAAGCUUGCAAUCUGUGUGCCCCCGGGUUCUUUGGGGACGCUGUUGAACGGAAGAAUUGCCAAAGCUGCAGUUGCACGCAGUGCGGAAUGGACAAGUGUGAUAGUUACACCGGCCGCUGUCAGUGCAAACCGAAUGUCGUUGGUGAGUCCUGCGAUCGAUGUGCUGUUAAUCACUACGGAUUUGACUCGUGCACUGGAUGCCAAGCGUGCAAUUGCGGUCUCGCAUCGGAAGAGAGUCAAUGCGACGAAGUCACUGGCCAGUGCAAGUGCAAGCCCGGGGUCACUGGAAGGAGCUGCGACAGGUGCAUCGCUGGGUACUGGAAUUACGGGCCCGAGGGUUGUAGUUCUUGUGGAUGCAACACUGGGUACUCUAUUGGAGCGUCUUGUGACACUGCGACAGGCCAGUGCUCCUGUCUUCCUGGAGUUAUCGGCGAGAAAUGCGAUCACUGUCCCUUCCGGUGGGUCCUCAAAGAGGGAGACGGCUGUUAUCAAUGCGACUCCUGUAUUCACGAUCUUUUAGACGUCACGGACGAUCUCCAGUCCAUUCUGGCGCCUGUUGCCCAGGAGUUCAACAGCGUCGCCGAGAGCUACUACACGAACCAGCGAUUGAAAUUCGUCAAUGACACCGUUAAUGAACUCUACCCGAAGGUGCGUUUACUCGAUCCCAGCAGGAUCAACUUGACACCGGUGCAGGUGGAGAUCGGACGGCUCGAUCAGGAAGUGUUGAGCCAGAAAAGGCGAGUGGAGUACACGGCAGAGACCAGCAAGCAGUGGAAGGAUGGGGCUGAGAACACCCUGAAUGACAUGAACGAUCUUGAAUCCGACGUGGAAAAGGAGAUACGCUUAGUUCACAAAAUAAUUGCGGAAGUGCAGUCCCUGGCUACGAACAUCGCUUCUGGUGAUGGUGCGAAAAUUGAUAGCGCCUUGAAGGAGGCUCAGGAGAUCCUUUCAAGAAUCCAGGGUGUUUCGUUCAUUGAUUUCCGUGACAAGGCGACCGACCAAUCGAUAAACGCCAACGUUCUCAUGUCGGAGAUGUUAGACUACAAUGUUCCAGUGCAUAAUUUGAGUUCGUUAACGUCAACGCUUGAUGCGAAACUAGAGAAAUUUGAUAACAAGCUCGACGAUUUUAUUGAGAACGCGGGAAAGGCCGACGAGCUCGCGCGUUCUGCGAAGAAGCUCAUAGAUGAAAGCAAGAGAGUCACAGAAUUAGGGAACUUCGAGAUGAUUAGAAAUGCCACAGCAGAAACCGAGGACGACGUGUCCGCUGGAGAUAAAUUAAAUAGAAAUGCCACUGAGCUCCUAGCUAGCGCAGUUGUGACAUUCGAGUCGCUGGAUGACUUAACAAAGGUUCAGGACGAGACCUUCUCAUCGCUCAACGAAAUCCUCGAACUGAACGACGAUGGACUCCUGGACAGCCUUGAUACCGUUCAGAGGGCAACUGAUCACGCUGAAGACCUUCAUAGGCUUUCGCUCGAGCUGGACGACGUUCUCACCGGGACCAGGAAUACCAGCGCUGUUAGAGCAGUCUCCGCUUACAGAGACAUCGAGAUGGCAAUCCAGGUAGCGAAAAAUGCAGCAGCGGAGGCCACCGAAGCGGCCGACAACGCCACUAGUCUAUCACGGGGAAUCGGUAAUAAAUCCACUGGCGCUUAUGAGCGGGCACAGGAUCUUAAUCAAGCUGCUGACAACGCCCUAACCAAGACACAUGGCACCCUUGAGGAGGACCUUGACCAGGCGAAAGAAGACGCCAAGAUUUUGGCUCGAACGAAUAGAAGAAACGAGGAGAAUCUGGAUAGGAUUAAUUCAACUCUGAACAAUCUACAAGUGCCUAUGGAUUCUUUGAUUGAGGAAGCUAUGAAAGAGGCUCAGGACAUCGAAGAUCUCAUCCAACGUGUUCAGAAUCACAUUAAGGACGUACCAGACCGAGUGUCGGAGGACCUCCAGAGAAGCAAGAAUCUGUCGAAAGACAGGUCAGACUCGAUUCGAGAUAUCUCACAGGCGAAGAAGCAGUUGGAUUCUGUGAGCAAAGUUGUCCCGGAUAUGUCGGAUCUCCUCAACAGGCUCGGUGAAAAGCAGCGGGCCAUGGACAGGACUGGCAACGAUCUGAAGGCGAAGAUUGAAGCUCUCAAGAUGAAAAUAGCGAAUGCCAGGGAGUUGGCGGAUAGAUUCAAGACGGGACUUACGUUCUACAGGAACACGACGUUGGAGCUGAAGAACCCGGAGAGUCUUCCUCUUCUGGCCACCUCCACGAAGCUCUCUGUAUACUUCAAAACUAACAAAACUAACGGCUUCCUGCUCUACCUCGGUAAUGAAGCGCGUCCCAGUACUCCCCGUCAGAAAACCCACGACUUCCUUGCACUUAUGAUCGAGAGUGGCUAUCCAGUUCUCGUGAUCGAUCUCGGCUCGGGCCCAGUCAAGAUCGUUAACAACAAAUUCGUCUCGGACAACGUCUGGAGGCAGAUUAUCGUCGACAGAACCGGUAAGAAUGUCAAACUCAUCGUCAGGGAGGACGUGGGUGGAAUUGACAAAUACCAAGAGUUCAUCGAAGAGCAAGUACUCAAGCGAACGUCCUCCAUCUUCGAUCUGGAUCAGAAGACUUCGAAGCUCUUUGUCGGUGGCUAUGAUUCAUCUUUCCAAAUGCAGGACGCAGUGACUGCUUCUUCAUUCGAGGGCGAAAUGGAGGAUCUCGUAGUGGGUGAUGUACCCGUUUCAUUUUGGAACUUUAAAAAGGGAGAGAACAAUCGACAAGUUGCCAUGGAGAGGGACAAACUCGUGGACUUCACACCAGCGACUGGAUACCGCUUCGACAGGAACGGCUAUGCAAUCAUUGGAAUGAAAAACUCAAACAUACGUUACGAUCAGCAUAAAUCUGGCAUUAAGAUGUCAUUUAAAACACUUAGUGAGGACGGACUGAUGUUCUUGAUGGGAAAAGGUAAGCAGUUCUUUGCGUUGGAGAUGCGGAACGGUCAGAUUCUGUAUCAAUUCAGCCUCGGGGAGGGCACGUUCUCUCUGAUAUCUCCAAAUAAGUACAACGAUGGCCAGUGGCACAUGGUGGAAGCCAGAAGAUUGGGUGGAGCUGGGGCUCUGGAUGUAGACGGAGCUCAUGCCGGACAAAAUGCCAGCCAGGGCGACGCCAAAGUUCUAGUCUCCACAGAUCAUGUCUACGUAGGGGGUUAUCCCCCUAACAUCCGUCAUCAGCACAAAUCCGUAUCGAACAUCGGCUUCGAGGGCUGUAUUGAUCAGCUAUCGAUCCUGGACACCCCGGUCGAUCUCACAAAGAACCUCCAGGCAUUCGGUGUGAUGCCUGGCUGUCCCACGAGAUUUGCUAGCCUUGUCUCCUUCGAAGAAGACGCUCCAGGAUACGUUCGUUGGUCAAAUCUCUCUGCAGACUCCACUCUCCAGAUAAAUUUGAAAUUUAAAACCCUUGCCAAAGACGCCAUCAUCUUCUACGCGACAAAUUCCGAACAAACUACCAGCAGUGUUCUGCGUCUUGAAGACGGUGUACUGACGUUCAGAAGUCACGGAGAGGACGUCAGCAGUAGUUUAGCGGGAAACAAAUUUAAUGAUAACGAAUGGCACGUGGUGACCGCCACUCACGAGAACGACGCCCUUCGUCUCGACAUCGAUGAUUCUGAAAGCUAUUCGAACCCCCAGUAUCCUCCACCGCUUAAUAUCAAAUUCGGUAAUUUAUAUAUCGGGGGGAUUCCCAAUGCCGAGCGUGAUUCCUUCAUCGGUUGUAUAGGAGAUGCCACGGUUAAUGGCGAAAUUAUAAAUUUCGCGGGAACGAAGGAGCGGCCCAAUGCACAGCUCGAUAAAUGUCUAGGAGGCGAGGGAUCUUCAUCACCAGUUACAGAGAGGCAGCCAGCUGUUUGGCCACCACCACUUGUCACGGACGUGGACGCCAUCACAAUGGCAAAUACAGAAGCCAAUAUUGUUCACGUAGAGAUCGAUCACACAGGUGAACUUGAGAGGGAGGGAGAGGGCAGGGUGACUAUUCCCCCAGGAACUGAGGAGCCGGUGAUACCCACAAGGCCACCUGAGUCUGAUCAAUGUAAGCUCCCUUAUCUCCCUGAGGAAGAUCCUGACAGUGAAAAUGCACUUAGAUUUGGAACUGCCAAGAACAGCAGAUUGGAGUACAGAUCACUCAGUGGUACCUACAGGGAUGAAUACGACUUCCAGAUCGAUGUCAAGACGAUGGCUGAUGAGGGAAUUAUAUUUUACACCUCAGAGAUCACCAGGGAGAGCUUUAUUGCGGUUUAUGUGAAAAAUGGAAGGGUGCAUCAUACCUUUGACUGUGGAAGUGGACCUGCUUUGUUGCAGAGCGAGAUCAAGAUCAAUGACAAUCAGUGGCACACCAUUGUCUUCAAGAGGAGGAGUACCUUUGGAGAACUGAUUGUCGAUGACCAGCCGCCUGUGGCUGGAUAUUCUCAGGGCGAUGUCCAGGCUCUCAAUGUUAAUCCACCAUUUUAUGUCGGAGGCAUAAUUCCGGAAAUGGCGACGAGUAUUCAUGAGCAGAUUGGAAUUAAUAAAACGUUCAGUGGUUGCCUCGGGAACUUUAUGAUGAAUGGACAGUCACUGGGUGAACCUGAGGAGAAAAUUGGAGUCAUUCGGUGCUCCAAACGAGUCGAGCCAGGACUUUUCUUCUAUCCUGGAAAUGGAAGCAAUUUAUUCAAAGCCAUGGAUAAAUUCAUUGUUGGAAAGACCAUUGAUAUCCAGAUGGACAUCAAACCUCGCAGUAUGAGUGGUCACUUGCUCUCAAUUCAUGGUAAACGUGACUUUAUUCUCCUGGAGAUGGUGAAUGGCACUAUCAAGUUCUUAGUGAAGACCGGAAAGGGAAGCAUCGAGACGUCUUUCGAUCCAACGACGAAACAUCUGAAUGCUCAUUCGCUGUGCGAUGGUUUCUGGCAUAAUAUCAGAGUGACGAAGCAGAAGAAUGCUGUGCUCCUCUCGGUGGACCACGCAGGAGCCCCACCAAGCAUAGGUGCAAAGAAUAUAGCAGGAGUUCUUUCAAAGAAUCCAAUAUUUAUCGGCGGCCAUCCACAAUUAGGAAAACGACUGCGGGGUAGUACCUCCCACGCCCAAUACGUUGGGUGCAUCAGAAACAUCAUCAUCAACAAUCAGGAGAUACCACUAAAUCCAGAGAGAACGUAUGGUCACGUUACCACUGGCGUUUGUCCAACAAUCUAAAAUGCAAAUCUCACAGCCAAAAAAAGACAAAUAAUUCCUUUCUUAAGUCAAGAAUUUUCUUUGCAAUUUCUUUCGUAAAUAACUGUGGGCAGAGAAUUCGUAAAAUAUAUAAAAAAAUGAAUUAUAAAAUGAAUUUACAACAAACAAAUGCCAUUCUGUAAUCUUUCUUUUAUUUUUUUUGUAUUAAAAAACGUAAAUUACAUUAUAAAAACACAACAUUCUGGGGAGAUCCAAAAUUUGGAGGACACUUAAUUAAACGGAGGGCUGCAAAUUAAAGUGUAAGUAUUCAAAAACUUAGGAGCUAGUAUCGAGUUAAGCGCGAGUAAUGACACAGCAAGUACAGCCGAAUGUUGUAAAAAAAUGUAAAUAACCGAGGAACAUAUUAAAAAAAUACUAGCUUCAGUGAAA
Fopius arisanus is the source of this 11465-nucleotide messenger RNA. RefSeq names its product laminin subunit alpha (gene LanA). The record is from RefSeq and is a predicted model, not a curated record. Lineage: Eukaryota; Metazoa; Arthropoda; Insecta; Hymenoptera; Braconidae. The transcript has 10 exons. Gene Ontology annotation, molecular function: signaling receptor binding. Gene Ontology annotation, biological process: tissue development; cell adhesion; regulation of embryonic development. The coding region runs from base 96 to 11057 and encodes 3653 amino acids.